Messenger RNA from Saccostrea echinata, 1161 nucleotides. RefSeq names its product maleylacetoacetate isomerase-like. Gene Ontology annotation, cellular component: cytoplasm; mitochondrion. Lineage: Eukaryota; Metazoa; Mollusca; Bivalvia; Ostreida; Ostreidae. Gene Ontology annotation, biological process: L-phenylalanine catabolic process; glutathione metabolic process. The record is from RefSeq and is a predicted model, not a curated record. Gene Ontology annotation, molecular function: glutathione transferase activity; maleylacetoacetate isomerase activity. Bases 41 to 697 code for a protein of 218 amino acids. The transcript is spliced from 9 exons.
ACGAAUUUAUAAAGAUCAACUUGCCCUUAAAAUUAGAAAAAUGUCAACACCAGUGUUGUAUUCCUAUUUUAGAAGCUCUUGUGCAUGGAGAGUAAGAAUAGCCCUCAAUAUCAAGGGCAUACAGUAUGAAUACAGAGCAGUCAAUCUAAUCAAAGAUGGAGGAAUGCAGAAAAAAGAUGAGUAUACCACAGUUAACCCAAUGCAGCAAGUACCAGCUCUUAUUAUGGAUGGUGCUACUCUCACACAAUCUAUUUCCGUUAUGGAAUAUUUGGAAGAAAAGUACCCAGCCAAUGCAAUUUUGCCAAAGGACCCCCUUCAAAGAGCAAAAGUCAGGGAAAUCUGUGAGUUGAUAGCUUCUGGUAUUCAGCCCAUCCAGAAUUUGCAAGUCCUGCAGAAAGUGGAGAAACUCUCUAGUGCAGAGGAAAAAUCAGAGUGGGCCAGAUUCUUUAUAGAAAAGGGAUUUACAGCCCUGGAAACCAUACUUGGCAAAUGUGCUGGGAAAUAUUGUAUUGGGGACACAGUUACUAUGGCUGAUAUCUGCUUGGUGCCACAAGUUUAUAAUGCAAAAAGGUUCUCAGCUGAUAUGAGCAAGUUUCCAUUGAUAUCCAAGAUCAAUGAAGAGCUAGUAAAAAUUGAGGCAUUUGAAAAAGCAAGUCCCUUCAAGCAGCCAGAUUGCCCAGAGGACUUAAGAGCUUGAUGUUCUCCUGCAUGACCAAAGAAUAAGUGUGUUCAACUUAGAUAUGAGAGUAUAUAAUAACUUUUAUGCUGAGAAGAAUGAAUAAUGAUGUGCCAGUGCAGCUAUUAAAGACAUUAAUAUUUACAAUCCGUAACCGGUAGUUUAAAAGUGACACUUACUUUGUUACAUAAAUCUUCAUGGUUGAAUUUCUCCAGGCAGAUAAAAAAAUUCGUGUUUUUGACUGAUUGGUUUAUAUAUUUUUUUAUUCUGCAUUUAUCAUAUAUGAGCAUUAUUGAUUUUAAUUGUGAUUCAAAUAUAUUUGUACAUUAUAAAUCACCAGUUGUUAAAUGUCUUCAUCUCGCACAAAGAUGUACAAGAAUUUAUAUUGUAUAGAAGAAUAAAGACGAUCAGAAAUUAGGAAAAAAUUAAUUAUGUAAGAUUUAUGGUACGUUGUGUGAUUUAAAAUAAAAUUAAAACAGAGUAAA